AUGUUUUGGGGAUUGGGUGGUGGUGAGAAAUCUGGUACUCCAAGUCAUACGAAAGCAUUCGACUGGUCGUCUCAAUAUAAUGAGAUUGCAACGGUUCCAACCAUACCAUUUGCAUCUUCGUACGUUCUGUCAAAACAACGGCGCGAUGAAUUGUUGUUAGCCGCUCGUUCGAAUCGCGUGUCUUGGAUUGAUGGCGUCGAGAACUGCACUCCUAGGAUACUUCCAGUCGUUCAUUCUACGGAGUUUUCACACACUCUAGUCUCGUCUAGACUUCCUAUUCAUUGCCGUGAAGCUCUUGAAGGUGUUAAUAUUGAGUUGUCGAAAUUCUUGACGUCUCUAGAAGCGCUCAAACGUCAAAUUUUAGUCCACGACAUGCACUUGAUCAAAGACACGUCAGAAGCACAUGACACAGCACAGAAAUGUACGAAGAAAUAUCAUACACUGUUCCAAGAGCUACAGGAGCAGGAACCAUUGCUGAAUCUGUGGCAACGCUCUCACACGCCAUGGACGAGAAAGUUGACAGGACAUGACCGGGAGAUGGCGUUUUUACUGGGAUUUCGGGAGCUUCUGGCGUUACUGAAGAAUGCACAGGCAGCAGAGUUAGUGUAUCGUAUCCAGUCAUUUGUAUCGAAAGUGGAACUAUGGGAUCUUCCUCAGAUGUUGAAAGCUGUUGCGACUAAAGAUCGACCGGGUGGGAAGAUUCAAGACUUUAUCAAGAAACUUAUCGAGCAGAUCAAGCAUAGUAAGACAUUGAGACUAUUGCUGCAAGGAAGUACAGAGGAUAGUGAAACACAAGACGAACAAGACCAUUACUUGCAUGUCCGUGAUGCCUCUGGACUUGAUAUGCUGCAUGAAGUACUGGAAGCAUUCCUUAUGGAAAAAGUAUAUGUCAAGACACUCACUCCAUCACUCCAAGUGGCUAAACAGGAUGAUGCAUUUCAUGAUUAUCUGAGUUUACUGGACUUUAUCACAUUCGAGCAUCUCGAUUUGCCUGUGCCACAAUCGCACGAGCACAAACAAACGUGGCUCCGUCUUGCACGACAAUUGGAAGCCAUGACUUUAUGUCCAAGUCCUCGACGUAAAAUGGAUGGUGUCUUACGUGUGUGUCAGGAUUUGACCAUGUUUUUGAAAUCGCAGAAUGGCGGUCGAUUUCCAUCGGCAGACGAGUUUUUACCAGCACUGAUCUUUAUAGUUUUACGCGCGAAUCCGUGUGAACUCAAGCGGAAUGUGGCAUUUAUCUUGGAAUACCGAAAUCCCACGAAACUCGUAUCGGAACCAGGCUAUUUCUUCACUCAUUUGAUAUCAAGUGUCGCUUUUCUCGAACAAGUUGAUUGUUCACGACUUACAAUAUCUGCUGAAGAAUUUGAAAAAGGACUGGAUGAGAAUAAAGCCAAGAAUAAGAGUCGGUGA
Messenger RNA from Peronospora belbahrii, 1410 nucleotides. NCBI's taxonomy places the organism in Eukaryota, Oomycota, Peronosporomycetes, Peronosporales, Peronosporaceae. The record is from the annotation of a GenBank genome assembly.